This is a messenger RNA of Polistes canadensis, 3330 nucleotides long. It is a transcript of the gene CRMP, whose product is annotated as dihydropyrimidinase. The coding region runs from base 229 to 2085 and encodes 618 amino acids. The transcript is spliced from 11 exons. Gene Ontology annotation, biological process: pyrimidine nucleobase catabolic process. The record is from RefSeq and is a predicted model, not a curated record. Lineage: Eukaryota; Metazoa; Arthropoda; Insecta; Hymenoptera; Vespidae. Gene Ontology annotation, cellular component: cytoplasm; cytosol. Gene Ontology annotation, molecular function: dihydropyrimidinase activity.
AGUGCGUCGUCUACUGUUCCGCAGUCGUAUUUCUGACUAGUGUUGGGAAACUGUGUAUCUUUCUAAUCUUUAACUUUUUCAACUGACUCUGUGGUGAUAGAAAAUUUUUUUCUUUCACGUUUAUAAUAACAAAGUAAAAAGUAACUAAAUAAUCUUUCUCUCUUAGCAUUUCUAAUACAUUAAAAGAAGAACACGUUUUUCUCAGAUACCAAAACCGCAGUUAAUAAGAUGAGCACGCCGGUGAAGAAGGUGCCCAUCCACCUGCAGAGCGCGCAGAAUCGGUUAUUGAUCAAGAAUGGUAAAGUUGUCAACGAGGAUGGCAUCAUCGAUAGUGACGUUUACAUCGAGGAUGGCAUUAUCAGGCAAAUGGGUCGCAAUCUUAUUAUACCGGGUGGUACAAGAACUAUCGAUGCUCGGGGAAAAUUCGUGAUGCCAGGUGGCAUAGAUCCGCAUACACAUUUUGAAUUGGAAUUAAUGGGUGCCAAAACGGUAGAUGAUUUUUAUCAAGGCACCAAAGCGGCUGUCGCCGGUGGUACGACGAUGAUUAUCGAUUUUGCCUUUCCUCAAAAGGACGAAACUAUUCUUGAAGCUUACGAAAGAUACAGACAGACUGCGGAUGAGAAGGUUUGCUGUGAUUAUGCUCUUCACGUUGCUGUUACAUCCUGGAGUCCAAAAGUCAAAGAAGAAAUGACUUUGCUGACAAGAGAACACGGUGUUAACAGUUUUAAAAUGUUCAUGACUUAUUCUUUCAUGUUGAGAGAUGUUGAUUUAAUUGAAACGUUCAAAGCUUGUAAAGAAUUAGGAGCAUUGGCUAUGGUUCAUGCUGAAAAUGGCGACAUUAUUGCCGAGAACACUAAGAAAUUAUUAGCUGCUGGAGUAACUGGACCAGAAGGUCACGAAAUGUCACGACCUGAAGAAGUAGAAGCGGAAGCGGUGACCAGAGCUUGCACGAUAGCAAGCCAGGUGAAUUGUCCGCUGUACGUAGUGCAUGUGAUGAGUCGUAGCGGCGCAGAAGCCGUGGAAGCUGCACGCAAACGCGGUGUUUGCGUCUUUGGUGAGACCUUGGCAGCUGCUGUCGGUACCGAUGGUACCAACUACACGCAUAAAUGUUGGAGGCAUGCAGCCGGACACGUCUUAAGUCCACCACUUAGGCCAGACCCGAAUACACCUUUUGUACUUUUAAAUUAUUUGACAAGGGGCGGUCUUCAAUUGACUGGCAGCGAUAAUUGUACUUUCAAUGCCGAACAAAAAGCAUUGGGUAAAGAUGAUUUUUCGAAAAUACCUAAUGGAGUUAAUGGGGUCGAAGAUAGAAUGUCUGUACUAUGGGAAAAAGGAGUACAUGCAGGAAUUAUGGAUCCAAUGAGAUUCGUUGCAGUUACCAGUACAAACGCAGCUAAAAUAUUUAAUAUUUAUCCUAGAAAAGGAGUAAUUGCUGUAGGUUCCGACGCUGAUAUCGUUGUUUGGGAUCCUAACAGGAAACGUACGAUUUCUGCCGAGACUCAUGUCCAAGCUGUUGAUUUUAAUAUUUUUGAGGGUAUGGAAGUUCAUGGUGUACCUGAAUACGUUAUUGUAAACGGCCGUGUAUGCGUAGACGAAUGCGAAUUAAAGGCUGUUCAUGGUUUUGGAAAGUACGUAGAAACGCCGACGUUCUGUAAUUAUGUAUAUGACAUGAUAGAAGAACGUGAGAAGAGACCUAGAGGUGUACCACGGACGGAAGCAGAAGCUAAGAAGUAUGCUGAUGAGGAUGCCGCUAUUGCUAAGGCUAGGGAAGCAGCAAAAGCAGCAGCUGCUGCAGCCGCCUUGCAUAAUAAUCAAACGAACGGUACUUAUGAAAGUCCGAAACCGAAAUUAUCGUCGAUUGAUUGCAUACCCACUUUACCUGACUCUGCAAUUAUGACACCAUCGUCGAAAGGUCCCCGACUGGAAGGACAAAGAAAUUUACAAGAUUCUACAUUCUCUAUCAGCGAGGACGUCGAAGAGGCACGAAGAGCUUGCAUUCGUGUUAACAAUCCACCCGGUGGACGUAGUGCGGGAGGUUUUUGGUCUGUUCCAUCUAAGGAGGAUUUGGAGGCCCCUAUCCAGUAGGUUGUAUACUACUUGUAUUCAUUCAUUCGCACACGUAUAUAUAUAUCUACCUUUCUAUCUAUCUAUCUAUCUAUCUCUAUCUAUCUAUCUCUAUCUAUCUACCUUUCCAUUUCUCGCUUCAUUAUCUCGCUUUUCUAAUCGCUUCAUUGUCAAGCUCCAUUGUCAUUCCAUUAUCGCUCCGUCGUCUUUUCAUCGUCGCUUCUCACAUUUUGGCCUUGGAUUUUCUUUCUAUUAUUUUCUUAUCAUUUCUUUCUUUUCCCAUUAUGUUUCAAACAUUGGAAUAUGAUCAAUAAUUCGUGUGAGCAGAAUGACUUAUACUUUAAAUCAUUCUAAUAGAUAGAUACCGUGAUGCAAUUGACGUAAAAGAUAUGCGAUAAUUUAGUCAAACUUUUUCGGUUUCCAAGGUCAACUUUGAAGCUCUACUUAUAUUCUUAUUAUUUAUUAAAUAGAUUACAGGAAACAUUUUUUUAAUGGUUCUUAUUGUUCUCUCUCUUUUUCUCUUACUUAUUGCUAUAAUACAUAAUUUUAUAUCUAACGUUUAGAUGUAAUAUUAUGCGCCGCUGCUUAGUCAAUUUCGUUUAGAGUCAUUAUUGCGUUUUCCUCAGGAUAGAAAACAAGAUAUGGAACGAUCGAACGUAAUUAUAUUUCUAACAUAUUAUUUUUAGUUAUAUUACUGACAAGAUACUUUAUGUCAUCUAUGACAUAUCGAGUAAACUUCCGCUUUUACCCAUGACAACUGCAUAUAUAUUUCGUGUACUUUAAAACAAACAAAAAAGAUUUCUUUUUGCGUAGAUUUUUCAUCUUCAAACAAACAAAAAAAUGAAAUGUUUUUCCAUGAACGUUAAACUUUUCACUCCCUUAAAAAUGUGACAAAAGAAGGUGACGUUGUUUAGCAUAUUACGACCUCAUACAACCCUCGUACACUUAAGUUUACAGAAAUUUACAAAAGAGACAUUUUCCUUUGUUGCGAUAUCAAACGUAUAUACACUUGCAUUAUAAUUUGUAUGUGUGUAUGUAUGUAUAUGUAUGCAAAAAUCAAUAACGUUGGAGUUGUAAAUGUCUCACAUACAACAUUCACAAGUGUUUAAUGAUUGAUUGGUUUUUAUGAAGAGAAUUUAAUAAUAUGAUUGUUUGUUUUAUAUUCGAAAUUUAUGUUAUAGUUGUAAUGUUAUGUCUUAUAAUAAUAUUUGAGCAUAAGUACAAUUUAUUGCAGCCUUAAUAAAAUAUUAUGUAAAUAUUAAAAAA